Amaranthus tricolor (Joseph's coat) is the source of this 1337-nucleotide messenger RNA. RefSeq lists its product as uncharacterized. The transcript is spliced from 3 exons. Gene Ontology annotation, molecular function: oxidoreductase activity. NCBI's taxonomy places the organism in Eukaryota, Viridiplantae, Streptophyta, Magnoliopsida, Caryophyllales, Amaranthaceae. The coding region runs from base 191 to 1087 and encodes 298 amino acids. The record is from RefSeq and is a predicted model, not a curated record.
AGGUUAAAUAAAUAAAUAUAUUUAGUUGGUAGGUUUGUAAACCGAAUAAAAAUAUUCUAAGCUAUAGCACAGUUAUAAGCAAUUUAGCAUUAAUGACUUAAGUCAACAAUUUUAGUUCAUUCACUCCCCAGAUUUUUCUAUCUAAAACAUUCACAAUUCCAAAAUCCCUGAUUCACCGAACACCCAAAAAAUGGCGGAAAAUCAACCUCAACCUAACCCUAACCUUAAUGAAAACUCAAGCUCUCAACAAUGGCGGAGCCAGAUUCCAGAAUUACAAGGAAAGGUUGUGAUGGUAACAGGUGCAUCAUCAGGUUUAGGUAGAGAAUUUUGUCUUGAUCUUGCGAAAUCCGGUUGUAAAAUCAUCGCUGCUGCUCGCCGUAAAGAUCGCCUUAAAUCUCUUUGCGAUCAUAUUAAUUCUUUGUCAUCUUCAUCUUAUGGUGAUAGUAAUGGUAAUUUGAGAGCAGUGGCUGUUGAAUUGGAUGUUGCUGCUGAUGGAAAAACUAUUGAUGCCUCAGUUCAGAAAGUUUGGGAGGUUUUUGGUUGUAUUCAUGCUCUUGUUAAUAAUGCUGGUAUUCGAGGUAAUGUGAGGUCUGCCUUAGAUAUUAGUGAGGAGGAAUGGGAUAAUACUAUGAAAACUAACUUGACUGGAGCAUGGUUGGUUUCGAAGUCAGUAUGCAUUCGCAUGCGAGAUGCUAAAAUUGGAGGAUCAAUUAUCAAUAUAUCUUCAAUUGCUGGUCUUCACAGAGGCCAUCUGCCUGGCUCUGCAGCUUAUACUGCAUCAAAGGUUGCCCUAAAUACAUUGACGAAGAUGAUGGCUCUGGAAUUGGGGGUCUAUAAGAUUCGAGUUAAUUCAAUAUCACCUGGAUUGUUCAAGUCAGAGAUCACUGAAAAUCUUAUGGAGAAGAACUGGCUUAACAAGGUCGCCCUGAAAACCGUUCCUCUGAGAACAUUUGGCACAUCUGAUCCCGCGUUAACUUCUGUAGUUCGGUACUUGAUUCUUGACUCGUCAGAGUACGUAACUGGAAACAUGUUCAUUGUCGAUGCUGGCGCCACUCUACCGGGUGUCCCUAUUUUCUCGUCCCUCUAGGUACGUCUGGAAAAUUUAAUACUUUCCUAUAUUAUCUACUUGCUAGGCUCAUAAUUACUGGUUACAAAUAUUAUAAGCAGUCAAUUUGUAGAAAAAAUAUCGUUCUUGAAAUGAAAUAUAAACCACUUGUUCAGUUGUAACAUACGUUACUCUUGGCAUAAACUUCCUUUGGUUAUACUUAUAAUCUGAUGUCAAUUGUUAGUGUGAUUAACAUUUAUAUAUGAAAAGAUAGCUCAUUUUUACUCCUCUC